UAUAGGCAUUGGACAAGAUGAAGUUAUGGGAGGAUUGGAAGAGGUUGCACCAGGCAGCAACGUCCAGUACUAACUGUUAUCUUGGUGUUUUUCCGGAUAUUCAUGUUAAUUUUCCAACCAUGAAAGUCAUUAUGUGGAAUGUUAGAGGGGCCGUCAGUAGAGAGUUUGUGUCUCAUGCUCGGGAAGUGAUUAAAAUACAUAACCCGGAGGUCUUUAUUGUGUUGGAGACCAUGGCUAAGGAUAGAGUUGCUCAACAUGUUUAUAGGGUGUUGGGAUUCGAUGAUUGUAGAACAAUUGAGGCCAACGGAAUUAGGGGAGGAAUGUGGCUGCUCUGGAAGAAACCAAUUAAUCUUUUGGAGUUUGCCAUAGAUUCCCCUAAUGUCUUUCAUUCCUUAUUUAAGAUCAGCCCAGACAUUCCAGAAUUUCUCCUGACUGGUAUCCAUGCUCCCUCAUCAGUAAAAGAUAAGGCGGCCUUAUGGAAGGAUUUGGAGGAUAAUGCUCCCCCUGCUUCGACACCUUGGUUAGUUCUCGGAGAUAUGAAUGAGGUAGUUUCUCAAAAUGAAAAAAUGGGAGGUCGCCCGGUGACUAAUGUUCAGGGAAAAAAGUUUCAGAAAUGGAUGGAUUCUGCCAGGCUUAUUGACUUAAAGUACAGUGGCCCUAGGUUCACUUGGGAUAACUGUCGAGAUGGUGUGAACUUGAUUCGAGAGAGACUUGACAGAGCUCUUGCUAAUGCUGAAUGGCUAAAGGAUCACCCUAAUACUCAGGGAAAGCAAAAGAACCCAACCUUAGUGGCAGCUGCGUCCACCUGGAAAAGACCCCCACCGGGGUAUGUCAAGAUCAACACGGAUGGAGCUUGGCGUGGAGAAGGCUCAGCAGGUGCGGGUAGCAUCAUUCGAGAUGCAGAUGGUUCAUGGAUGAUGGGGAAAGCUUGGAAAACUAAGGCUCGAAACCCAACAGAGGCGGAGUUACUAGCCAUUAAAGGAGGAAUGCAAAUGGCCAUUGAGGCUUCCUUCGACAAGGUGGUCAUCGAAACUGAUGCUAUUUCCCUUAAAAACACCAUUGAAGACGCUGGGAAGUAUGGUACAAGUGAGUUGGUUGCGAUUCUCAGGGACAUGGAAGCUAUGCUAUCCAAGGGCUGCCACUUUGAGUUCAAUUAUGUACCAAGGGGCGCAAAUGGAGUAGCUCAUCUUCUUGCUAAAACUGCUGUGGAAAAGGAGGCUAUUGAUGGUCUGGGAAAGCUGUUUGACAAUCCCCCUGGUACCAUUAGAGAUGUAUAUGAAGGGGACAUGCUUCGAAGUGUUGAAUGAUUAGUGUUUCAAGCCUGACCCGUAGUGUUCGAGGGUGCAUUUCCUUUAUUAUUAUGAUUAGUGCUCUUCUUUGGUUGUUUUUCCCCCCUUAGGCAAUGUGCCUAAGUUGUUAUGGGAUGUAGUAUGUUGUUUCUGUUAUCUAGCUGGAAGGCUAAACUAUGGACCUCUUUUGUACUGCUUAAUUUGAUUUUUAAUUAAAUUUCCUUUUCCCCUAAAAAAAGAGUUUAAUGAGUAAUGUACUAAUGUUAUUUUAUUUUAUUUAUUAAUUUUUCUAAUGUAUUCUUGUACAAAGUGAGUUUUAUAGUGACUAGGGUGGUCUACGCGGAUGCGCGCAAAGGGGCUAGCUCUUGCAGAUAGAGAAACUAUAUUGGCGUGUAUUUACACCUUUGGUUAAGGUGGUAAAACUGGUAGUUUUAAUAUGUACUAUAUAGGU
Chenopodium quinoa (quinoa) is the source of this 1740-nucleotide messenger RNA. RefSeq lists its product as uncharacterized. The coding region runs from base 18 to 1307 and encodes 429 amino acids. NCBI's taxonomy places the organism in Eukaryota, Viridiplantae, Streptophyta, Magnoliopsida, Caryophyllales, Amaranthaceae. Gene Ontology annotation, molecular function: RNA-DNA hybrid ribonuclease activity; nucleic acid binding. The record is from RefSeq and is a predicted model, not a curated record. The transcript has 2 exons.